This is a messenger RNA of Paramecium octaurelia, 558 nucleotides long. The record is from the annotation of a GenBank genome assembly. NCBI's taxonomy places the organism in Eukaryota, Ciliophora, Oligohymenophorea, Peniculida, Parameciidae.
AUGGGUUGUGCAGCUGGAUAUUCUCUAUAAUAAGAUGUAGAUUAAUCUCUUUUACUUUAACAUGAUUAAAUUUUACUAUUAGAUAGUCCCGUGAAAAAUUUAUACUAACCAAAAACAAUAGAAUUAACUUCUAAUUGUAAAUCUCUUUAAUGGUGCGAUGAUGAUGAUGAUUUGGAGAUUCUUUUUUAAGAAUGCAGUAGAGUAGAAGAAGACUUGAUAAAUGCAAAUUUAAGAAUUCUUAAGAAAGAUUAAAAAUUAAUAUAGCAAAACUAGUACUAGCUUUCAUAAUCGAAUACAUUCUCUUCAACUUCAAUAUGUCUAAACAUAAAACGAAAUCAAUCUUCAAAUAAUUGCAAAUUUCCUGGGAAAAAUGAUUACAUUCCUCAAAGCAUUUUGAAGAGGAAGCGAGUAAAAGAAGGUAAAAUAUAUUCAGGCAAGAUACGAAGUAAGAUAACACAAGAAAAGGUUGUAAGAUUUAGUAAAUGCCAUAUAAGAGUCAUACCUCACAUCUUAACUUCAAAGCGCACUAUUAAUGUUUAAUAAUUAGUUGAUUAAUGA